AUGUGGUUACGAUCUGAAGUCGGAAGAAGUAGUCAAGGCGUCGGAAGAUACCGGAAUAGCGUGUUCAAGGUCAUAGACUUCGGGAGCUCGUGUUACGAACAUCAGAGGGUGUACACGUACAUCCAGUCGAGGUUCUACAGGGCACCUGAAGUGAUGAUGGGCGCGAAGUAUGGUAUGCCCAUAGAUAUGUGGUCGCUGGGCUGCAUUUUGGCGGAACUGCUUACAGGGUUUCCCCUACUGCCCGGUGAAGAUGAAGCGGACCAAAUGGCGUGUAUCAUCGAGCUGCUCGGUAUGCCGCCCCAGAGGCUGAUAGAACAGGGGAAAAGGUCCAAAAACUUCAUCAGCAGUAAAGGGCUUCCGCGAUACUGCACCGCCACCACACUGCCAGACGGAUCCUCGGUGCUAAGUGGAGGUAUGUCAAGAAGGGGCAAGCACCGAGGUCUGCCUGGCUCGAAGAGUUUUGUGACAGCCCUAAAGGGUUGCCAGGAUAAAUACUUUAUCGAUUUUAUUAGAAGAUGUCUCGAAUGGGAGCCAGAGAAGCGGUUAACGCCCGCACAAGCGUUGCGGCACGCGUGGCUGCGACGAAGACUUCCCCGUCCCCCCCACGACGAGGAACCACCAGCCAACCACUGGCGUAAGUGUGACGGCGGGCGCAGGGGCGGUAGCGGGGGCCGCCGCAGCGGGGGGGCGUGGUGGUUCGCUGCGCACCCCACUCGCGCGCACGCCAGUCACAUUCAAUGCGUCGCAAGUCGCCAAAGCGAAAUUGCAAGCAGCGUUGUCGGAGGAGGGGAGUGGUCUCAGCGGUCUGAGCGCGGGCAGCGGACAAAGUGGGGGCGCGCGCUAUUGGGCAAGCAAGCUUCCACAUUUGCCCGCGCCAUCCUAGCGCCCGCCGGCAGCGCGCCGCCUUGCGAAGUUGGUCUGUUUCAGGUGUCGUCGUUAGAAGCGCCGCGGCGCGCUGUCCCGGGGCCGACUCGGCUUGACCUCGAGCGACGGAGCUUAGACCUCGAACGGGAGCUGAGGGUAGACAGAGAUUCCGAUGGCUCGCUCGACGACCGGGAUCACCUCGUCUGA
This is a messenger RNA of Leptosia nina, 1071 nucleotides long. NCBI's taxonomy places the organism in Eukaryota, Metazoa, Arthropoda, Insecta, Lepidoptera, Pieridae. The record is from the annotation of a GenBank genome assembly.